Molecule: messenger RNA, 11100 nt
Organism: Zootoca vivipara (common lizard)
Lineage: Eukaryota; Metazoa; Chordata; Lepidosauria; Squamata; Lacertidae
Gene: TSC2
Product: TSC complex subunit 2
Biological process (GO): negative regulation of TOR signaling; positive regulation of GTPase activity; negative regulation of insulin receptor signaling pathway
Cellular component (GO): TSC1-TSC2 complex; cytoplasm; nucleus
Molecular function (GO): GTPase activator activity
Source: RefSeq, a predicted model, not a curated record
GGGACGGGGGGUGGGUUUCGGAGUGUAUGUGUUUAUGUGGGGGGCUAGGAGCAUAGGAGGUUCCUUGAUUCUUUCUUAGUUAACGAUGGCAAAGCCACAAAGCAAAGAUCCUGGCCUAAAGGAGAAGUUCAAGAAUCUCUUAGGACUUGGGAAUUCCAAAUCCAAUUCCAAGUCAUCGGAAGGAAAGCAAACAGAAUUUAUUAUCACAGCAGAAAUACUCAAGGAACUGAGCGUAGAAUCUGGCUUGAACAAUCGGAUAAGAGCAAUCGGUCAAAUCUGCGAGGUAGCAAAAACUAGAAAGUUUGAAGAACAUGCAGUGGAAGCCAUCUGGAAAGUGGUUGCUGAUAUGCUGCAGCCCGACCGACCAGCUGAAGCCAGGCAUGCUGUGCUCCACCUCCUGAAGGCAAUUAUUCAAGGGCAGGGCGAGGGGCUCGGUAUCCUCCGAGCUCACUUUUUCAAAGUGAUUAAAGAUUAUCCUUCUAAUGAAGACAUGCACGAACGGCUUGAAGUGUUCAAGGCUCUUACGGAUAACGGAAAAUGCGUAACGUAUUUGGAAGAAAAUUUGGCUGAAUUUGUCCUUCAGUGGAUGGAUAUUGGUUUGACUUCAGAGUUCCUGCUGGUGCUGGUCAACCUAGUCAAGUUCAAUAGCUGCUACUUGGAUGAAUAUAUCGCUGACAUGGUCAACAUGAUUUGCCUCUUGUGCAUUCAGACAUCUUCUGCAGUUGACAUUGAGGUUUCCCUGCAGGUCCUUGACGCCGUGGUCUGCUACAACUGCUUGCCUUCGGAAACCCUCCCAGUCUUCAUAAUCACCUUGUGCCGGACGAUCAAUGUGAAGGAACUCUGUGAGCCUUGCUGGAAGCUCAUGCGCAAUCUGUUAGGAACUCACUUGGGGCACAGUGCCAUUUACAACAUGUGCCGGAUCAUGGAGGACAGGACCUACAUGGUAGAUGCCGCACUGCUGAGAGGGGCUGUGUUUUUCGUGGGCAUGGCCUUGUGGGGAGCGCACAGGCUGCAGUCACUCAGGAAUUCGCCAACUUCAGUGCUGCCCUCCUUUCUGAAGGCCAUGACGAGUCCGAAUACCAUUGUGUCUUAUGAAAUAGUCCUUUCCAUCACAAGGCUGAUCAAAAAAUAUGGGAAGGACCUCCAGGCAGUCACUUGGGACAUCCUCCUGAAUAUCAUCGAGCGGCUGCUUCAGCAGCUGCAGACCUUGGAGAGCCAGGAGCUGAAAUCCAUUGUCCAUGACUUGCUGACCACUGUGGAGGAACUAUGCGACCAGAAUGACUUCCAUGGCUCUAAGAAACAUUACUUUGAGCUUGUGGAGAGAUGUGCAAAUCAGAGACCUGAAUCUUCUGUUCUGAACCUGAUCACCUACCGAGCUCAGUCAAUCCACCCUGCGAAGGACAGCUGGAUCCAGAAGCUGCAGGGGCUGAUGGACAGGUUCUUCAGGAAUGAGACGCGGAGUGCUGUUCGCAUCAAAGUUCUGCAUGUUCUCUCUUUCGUCUUGAGCGUCAAUAGGCAGAUUUAUGAGGAGGAGUUGAUUAACAUGGUGGUCCUCUCCCAGCUGGCCCACAUCCAAGAAGACAAAGACCACCAAGUCCGCAAACUGGCCACCCAGCUGCUGGUGGACCUGGCAGAAGGCUGCAACACCCACCACUUCAACAGCUUGCUGGAUAUCAUAGAGAAGGUUGCUUCCCAUUCGCUGCUGCCUCCCCCUGAACUGGAGGAAAGAGACUUGCUGUCUUACUCUGCUUCUUUAGAAGAUGUGAAGACAGCAGUCCUGGGCCUCCUGGUCAUUUUCCAGACAAAACUCUACAGCUUCCCCCCCAGCCACGCCACCCGCGUCUAUGAGAUGUUGAUCCUCCACAUUCAGCUCCACUAUAAACACAGAUACAGCCUCCCAGUCGCCAGCAGCAUCCGGCUGCAGGUAUUUGACUUCUUGCUCUCCCUUCGGGCCGACUCCCUCCACCGACUGGGCCUGGCUACCAAAGAAGGGCUCAUGAGAUUCAGCCCCUACUGCCUCUGUGAUUUUUUGGAACCAGAGAAGAAACCUGCCGGCACCCUCUCCCCUCCCCCGGGAAGCCCCAGUGUGCCUCCCCAGAGCACGGCCAUUCGUAUGGGCCACUUACCUUACUCCCUUUUCUUUGGAGUCCUCCUCCAGUGCUUGAAGCAAGAGACAGACUGGAAGGUGCUGAAGCUGGUUCUGAACAAGUUACCGGAGUCUCUGCAGUACAAAGUGCUUUACUUAACAUCCCCUUGCAACAUUGACCAGCUGUCUUCUGCCCUCUGCUCUAUGUUUACAGACAAAAAGAUGACUGAGCGCCUGCGGGGCACCCCAGAAACUUUCUGCCGAAACGAUUUGCAUCUGGCUGUGGUUCCAGUGCUGACUACUUUGAUCUUUUACCAUAAUCACCUGGACAAAAGCAAGCAGCGAGAGAUGGUGUAUUGCCUGGAGCACGGCUUGAUCUAUCGCUGCGCCAACCAAUGUGUCGUGGCUCUCUCCAUCUGCAGUGUUGAGAUGCCAGAUAUCAUCAUCAAGGCCCUGCCUGUCCUGAUAGUCAAGCUGACGCAUAUUUCAGCUACGGCCAACAUGGCCAUUCCCCUCCUGGAAUUUCUUUCAACAUUGGCUCGUCUGCCUGCCCUCUACAGGAAUUUUGCAGCUGAACAGUACGCCAGCGUCUUUGCCAUCUCCUUGCCCUACACAAAUCCCUCCAAGUUUAACCAGUACAUUGUGUGCCUGGCACAUCACGUCAUAGCCAUGUGGUUUAUCAAGUGCCGCCUUCCCUUUCGGAAAGACUUCGUCCCCUUUAUUACCAAGGGUUUGCGAUCAAAUGUCCUCCACUCCUUUGAUGACACACCAGAGAAAGACAGCUUCCGGGCUCGUAGCACCAGCUUGAAUGAGAGACCAAAGAGCUUUAAGAUAGCCAAAAAUGCCAGGCAAAGCUUGAAUAAUUCUCCUCCAGUGAAAGAGCUGAAAGAACCCUCUGGUGUCGAUGCCUUCCGGUCCCGCAGCAUCAGUGUCUCUGACCAUGCAGCCCACAGCCGGCUGCAGACCUCCAUCACCAGUUCCAGCCUGGGAUCUGCUGACGAGAACUCUAUGGCUCAAGCAGACGACAGCCUGAAAAAUCUCCACUUGGAGCUGACGGAGACCUGCCUCGACAUGAUGGCUCGAUACGUCUUCUCAAACUUCACAGCUGUGCCCAAAAGGUCUCCGGUGGGAGAGUUUCUCCUCUCUGGAGGGAGGACCAAGACGUGGCUGGUGGGCAACAAGCUGGUGACAAUCACAACAAGUGUCGGGACGGGAACCAGGUCUCUCCUGGGCCUUGACUUGGCAGAGACACAGAACAGCACAGAGGCAAGCUCAGACCACACCUUGCAAGUGAGGCAGACCAAAGAAGCUCCAGCCAAGCUUGAGUCCCAGGCUGGCCCACAAGUGGUUCGAACCCGCAACCGUGUUAGGUCGAUGUCCGGUGGCCAUGCCUUGCGGGUUGGGGCAUUAGACACCUCCACCUCCCAUUUCCCAGCCACCCCGAUGCCCCAAGGAUUUCAGAGCUCUCCUGCUCCUACUGCUGCUCGAGCAGAAAAGGCUGUUCCUGGGCCUCUACAGAAGGAAAAGGCCAACUUGGCUGCGUACGUCCCCCUGCUAACACAAGGCUGGGCAGAGAUACUGGUGCGGAGACCGACAGGUAACACGAGCUGGCUGAUGAGCCUGGAGAACUCCCUGAGCCCGUUUUCCUCGGAUAUCAACAGCAUGCCCCUGCAGGAGCUCUCCAACGCUCUCAUGGCGGCCGAGCGCUUCAAGGAGCACCGCGACCCCACCCUGUACAAGUCCCUCUCGGUCCCUUCCUCCACCUUGCCAACGGGGACUGCCAAGCCGUACUUUCUGCAGCGCUCAAACACAGUGGCCUCUUUCUCUUCCAUGUACCUGACCAGUUCUCAAGAAAAGUUGCACAGGAGCAUUUCCUGGGCAGAAUCUGCCGUGGUUCUGGAAGAAGGAAGCCCACCGGAGACGGAUUUAAAAGAGGCAGUCUCUCGUCUGGAAUCUCAAGAGAUUGAAGACUUUGAAGCUGUGUGUCCGGAGCAAGGCCUAAGCGAGGAGAAGGUGGUCAAAGGCCCCAGGACGUAUAGUCGGUCCUCGUCGACAUCCAGUCAAGAGGAAAAAGUUCUGAAACCAGAUGAUUUGGCCCCCAUGGGCAUCCCCAUCGAAAGAGCCCGGAACUUGGAAGACAGCCGCGAGUUUGAGGCACUCUCUUUCCAGCCUUCCCAGCCCCUCAGCAAGUCCAGCUCGUCUCCGGAGCUUCAGACCCUCCAGGAAGUCCUCAAGGACGCCGGCAGCGAAGAGCCACCUGGGAAGCUGAGCAGUGACGGGAAGUCCAAGUCUCAGUCAGGACACUUGGAAGGGGAGGCAGCUGGGAACUGGCUGGGCAGAGGGGAAGAUGACCGUCCCCCUGGGGCACCCAGGGUGGGCUGCAGUGCCCCUCUCUCUUCUCCGCGCUCCCCAACGGGCCACCGCCCCCGAGGGUACACAAUCUCUGAUUCAGCACCCUCGAGGAGGGGCAAGAGGAUUGAGAGGGACCCCUUCAAGGGCCGCGCAGCAGCUUCCAACGCGGAGAAAGUGCCAGGAAUCAAUCCAAGCUUUGUGUUCCUGCAGUUGUAUCACUCUCCUUUCUUUGGUGAUGAAUCCAAUAAGCCCCUCCUGUUGCCGAAUGAGACGUUUGAGAGAUCAGUUCAGCUGCUGGAUCAGAUCCCCCCCUACGAUACCCACAAGAUUGCAGUACUAUAUGUUGGGGAAGGGCAGAGCAAUGACGAGCUCGCCAUCCUUUCCAACGAGCACGGCUCCUACAGGUACACGGAGUUCCUGACCGGCUUGGGAACGCUCAUUGAGCUGAAAGACUGCCAGCCAGACAAGAUUUACCUUGGUGGCUUGGAUGUGUGUGGGGAGGACGGGCAGUUUACCUACUGCUGGCACGAUGACAUCAUGCAAGCCAUUUUCCACAUUGCAACUUUGAUGCCCACCAAAGACCUGGACAAGUACCGCUGUGACAAGAAACGUCAUCUGGGGAAUGACUUUGUGUCCAUCAUUUACAACAAUUCAGGGGAAGACUUCAAGCUGGGGACCAUCAAGGGCCAAUUCAACUUUGUGCACGUCAUCAUCAAGCCGCUGGAUUACAACUGUAACCUGCUCACUCUGCAGUGCAGGAAAGAUAUGGAAGGGCUUAUCGACACCAGUGUGAUGAAGAUCGUUUCCAAUAAAAACUUGGCUUUUGUCGCCCGCCAGAUGGCUCUGCACGCCAACAUGGCUUCUCAGGUCCAUCACAGCCGCUCCAACCCCACAGACACGUACCCGUCUAAGUGGAUUGCUCGCCUGCGGCACAUCAAGAGGCUCCGGCACAGGAUCAGAGAAGAGACUCAGUACCAGGCUUCUGGUUUCCCCAGCAUGCACCCUGCCGCCCCAGCCAAAGCGUCUGCCCACGUUCCUCAGGACCCAGCUCCCACCUAUGAAACGGGACAGAGGAAGCGCCUCAUCUCCUCGGUGGACGACUUCACGGAGUUUGUGUAGCAUCGGAACGUGUCCUGCAUCAACUUGUCCGGUGGGCAAAGCUUUCUUGUUUCCCCCACCCAUCCGGCUGCUGCGGAGUGGAGAUUCCACGUUGGCGACACUCGGAGACUGGUCUCCCUGAUCCAGGACACACCACUGCCGCUCUGGUGGCUCAUGCUCCCUUUGAAAGCUGCUGGUCCACAGUCCUGUCAGGCCGCCAUUCUCCAGAGAGGAAGGUGGAGGUGUCUUGGAUUGCCAUUGCUGUCGUGCGUUUUUUUAAACUAACACUUUGAGGAUGCGUUGCUAUGAGUGAAUGGAGGCAGAUCUAAGACACACACGAUGCUCGUUGAAGGGAUGGAAGAAAAGGUGUCUCAGUUAGCCUUACAUAAACUCCCCAGCAGAGCCAUGAAUGUUCCUGGCUGGAUGAGUCCCAGGCCCCAAUGUGCAUGCGUUUUUGCCUCCAGCUCAUGGUGAGGAGGCCUGGGGGCUAGUGACUUCGUUUUUCCUUUUCCCAGAGGAUAAUGGCGGUGUGGAUUUUGGUGCUGGCGAGUGGUCUUUCCUGAACAGUUGUUCUUUGCAGCAGCUCAAGAUGCCAAACACUGAGCUUGUGCAGAAACAAUUUGGCCGUGCCCAGAGUCAAGAGACACUUUGGGCUGAUUUUGCUCAAAUCUAUUCGCUGCAGAGGUGGGGAGGGAAGAGGAGCAUGUUGGCCUUGAAACAGGAGAUCCCUGGCUUUUCCUUUUUAAAUUGUCCCUUGCUGGAAGAAAUUUAACCUCUUCCUUUCCUUUGCUGGGACGAGCUUUUAUUGCCAUUGAGGCUGUGGGCUGUGUCGGCCUUCGCCAACCUGGCGCCCUCCAGUUGUUUUGGAUUACAACUCCCCCCAGCCCCCCAGCCAACAUGUGCUGUGAGUUGUACUCCAAAACAUCUCCAAGGCUUUCUGGUCAUUGCUUAGAGGAAGACCAGCCUUCCCCAUCCUGGUGCCCUCCAGAUGUGGCUGGGAGUACAGUUGGCACGGCCACUGUGGGCGGGCUGAUGUUAUAGUCCAGUGACACCUGGAAGAUGCCAGAUUGAGGAAGUCUGACCUGGGCGCCACUUGAUUUGAGGCAGUGCUGCAGUAGAACCACCAUGGGAGUUUGCCCUGUGGGCUGUUGUGCUCACUUUUGCUGCCAUCCUUCCGUGGUCACUGGCGCCCCCUUCAGGACUGCAGGCUUGCUUUCACAGGACUAAACCCAAGGGCCAGCAAUGAUGUGAGGGUUUGAUUUGUAGCUAGUCUUCCUUGGAAAUAGCAAAUGGUACAGAAGGUAAAGCCUUCCUUUACUGGGAUUUUAAAAGGGGGGAGGGGUCACCUAAAGAUGACUGGUUGUCACUUUCCUUUGUAUCCAUCUUGUUUGGCAAAUGUCUUACAACACAGUUAAUGAAAUAAAUAUUUCUUUGACAACCAGAUUUCCAGUUGACAUCUUGCACCAUUUGUCGCGUUCUCCUUCCAGUGUGAUUAAAUGUUGGACCACCUCUAUCUAUAUGCUUCCUGACACUCUCAAAGGACUCUUUAAGAUGUUAGUGAGACAUGGCUUACCCUUGCAGAAGCCCUGCUGGUUCUGCUUCAGAAAGGCUUGUUUUUCUGUAUGCUUUGUAAUUCUGUCUUUAAUAAUGCUUUCCACUAGUUUACCUGUAAGACAUGUUAAGCUAAACUUUUUAAAAAUUGGUGAUACACUGACCACUUUAUGGUCUUUGUUUGGAAACUGAUCUUGGGGGCAAGUUGCAUAUUUUUGUAGAAGAUCAGCAAUUUUACAUUAGAAUUCUCUAAGAACUCUUCAGGGACCUUACUAGUCACCACUAUUCGUUCCUCAUGUGAAACUCAUGUGAAACUUUGUUCCAGCUCAGGGGGACUGCUCUACAUCUUCCACCAUGAAGACAAAUGUGAAGAAUUCGUUUAGCUUCUCUGCAGCCUCCCUUUCUUCUUUUAGCACAUCUUCAACCCCCUUGUUGUUCAAAAUCCAAAUGCCUCCUUUGCUGGUCUCCUGCUGCUAAUGUAUUUAAAUAAUUUUUUGUUGGUGGUCCUUGUGUUUUUAGCAAUGUGCUCAAUUUCUUUGUUUCUGUUUCUCUUAUUGUCUGUUUGCAUUUCUUCUGCUGAAAUUUGUGUUCCCUUUGGGUUCUUAUUUGGACAAGACUUCCAUUUUCUGAAGGAAGCCUUUUCUUACCUCAUCUAAUAGCUUCUUUGACUUUGGUUGUUAAUCAUAUUGGUGUUCUCUUGGCCUUCAUUGUAACUUCCCUGGGCGGCGGUGUGCAUUCUAGCCAUGUUUCUAAUAUCUUGGUUGCAUAAUCCCCCAAUAGUUUUGGAGAGGCUUAACCCUUUUGACUUUGUCUUGAAAGUUCCUUUUUACCAGUCUCCUCAUUUUUUGCAAGUUUCCUCCUUUGAAGUAAAAUGUGACCAUGUUGUAUUUUCUUGGCCAUUGCCUAUUUGCAUAUAUGCUGAACUGGAUAGUACUGUGUUCACUGUUCCCAGUGAGUUCAACAACACUUACAUCUCGUACCUGGGCACCACUUAAAAGCAAGUCCAGGGUUGCUGCCUUUCUGGUUCCACAAGCAGCUGUUUUGAAAGAUUGCAUCCUUCCCUACAGACCUUCGGGUGUUAUUAAGAUCAGCAGAGGUAGUCCUCUUGGUCAUUCCACUGCUCUCAGAAGCUUGUGUGUCAUGGCCCAGCUGAAGACAUUAUCUGUGGCAGCCCUAAAGUUUAGGAAUCUCCUCCCUACAAAUGUAAGUGAUGCAGCUUUUGGUGAAACCUUUACCCCUGGUCUUUGACAUCUGAGAUGUAUAUGUUUUUAAGGCCCACCUAAUUUGUGUGAUUCUAGGGUGUUUUAAACUGUUUUUAACAUUGUGUUUUAGUUGUUGCAACCCUGGGACCUUAGUGUGAAGGGGCGAAUAUGCUGGUGGUGAUUCUAAGGCACACUCAUUUAGGGUUUUUAGAAAUGUUACCUCUUAGUUGUGACUGGAACUCAAAUAUGGCCACUGUAUUUGUAGGUUAAUGAAGUUACCCAGUGUUGGUUGCCCAUGGAAAGAGUCCCUUCGACAGUGGUACCUCAGGUUAAGAACUUAAUUCGUUCUGGAGGUCCGUUCUUAACCUGAAACUGUUCUUAACCUGAGGUACCACUUUAGCUAAUGGGGCCUCCCGCUGCCGCUGCACAAUUUCUGUUCUCAUCCUGAAGCAAAGUUCUUAACCCAGGGUACCACUGUAAUGGAUAAUUUCCCUCUUCCUUGGCGUGACACCCUCCUUUCUUGAGAUCCACCUUCUCUGUGGUGGUGGUAGAGCGGUUACUCUAAAAGUGGAGUGCUGCUGUUGUGUCCCUAAAGGCCUUGCAUAUCACCAACCUCUCAUCUUCUCCAGGUCAGCCACCUUGGCCUCAAGGUGUCAUGAACUGGUAGGACAACGGAGAGGAGGAAGAGGAUUCCGGCGAGGGGUGCAGCCAUGACUGGGACAAGCCACAGAUGGGAAAGGAGAGGUUGGGGUUGUGGCAAGUACACAAGGAGUGACAGAGGAUGGCACAGGAAUGGGGGUCAGUGUGCAGGGACCAGAAGAGCAGGACUCGUCAUUGGAGCCAGAGGCCUGUCUCCCAUUACCAAGGUGGGCUUUGAGGUGUAUGGAGCAGUGGGAGGUCUGCUCAGGGAGGCUGUGGCAGGAAGGACCCACUGCCCAGGUGGGGCUCAUUAGCUCGGGAAGGUGUGUGACUCCUUGACUGGAGCACGUGAGGCUCACCUGCCUCGUCCAGCCCAGAUGCUGCAAUCCACAUGCAAGGUAUAAAGGGGUAGCAGAGCUGAGCUGCUUUGUCUGCUUAACUGCCUAUGCUGAUGGACCUCUGCUUGGAUGAUCUAGGACCUCUACAGGACUGUGCCUUGGGUUUGACUCUGGACUGUGUUUCCCAAUUGCUGGACUUUGGACUUGGCUUACUUAGACUAAGAUUCCUGACUGUUGGGACUUAGUUUACAUGGAUUGUGUUUCCCGACGGUUGAAUUGUAGACUUGACAUACUUUAUAUGCCAGUGGGACCUGCUGCCAGGGGGCACAAGGGGGCAGGCGUGUCCUAUGAUGGCCAGGCACUCACUGCACCCAGUGCCUACCCAUGACUUCUGUCCAGUAGGGCAGACAGUUGUACAAGUAACAUUCUGUGCAGUGCACUCAGCACCCCACCCGGCUUGCUAAUUGCAUACCUCUUGUUGUUGUUUGAGUUUGCGAACUUGGGAGUGGGUUGCUAUUUAUUGAGUUUCAAUUAAAUUCACUUUAGCAAGACACUUCCAUUUGCUUAAUAAGGCACAGAAAUCUUUAUUGAGCCGUCCAUUAACUCUUUAAAGUAGACUUUGUCAUUUCUUUUUCACCGUUACAAAAAAACAACAUAUGUUUGCAAAACUUAACAUUAAUCACAAUUGCUGCUGCUGCUUCUGCCGUUGCUACCAGAAGCCUUGAUAAAAGCCACCUGCCUCUAAAGAGAGAGCUGGGUUGUGGUUUUUGUUUAGCUGGCAAGAGUUCUGUGCUAAGCAGCAAGUUACUGUAGGCAUCAGUGUGGGGUUUCGGACAACAAUAAAUAAGAAACCAUCUGCCUGUGAGUAAAUACCAAAAUAUACAUUCAAGAGUUUAUCUGGCAGGUAGGGACAUGAGUUGGGUCCGCUGCUGAUGAGAGAGGGGGGCGGUGGGCAGCGGGCAUGGUCUGCGCUGAAGAGAUCUAUCUACAGCAAAGCACCAGGGACAUUCUCCUUCCUACCAAACCAGCUCCUUCCUUGCUACCUUCACGUCUUCUGUGCUCCAGAAUUCUCCUCCUCCCUGGGAGGAAAACAUCCCCACCCCCUCCUUAGCGUAAGAGCACAGCUCAUGUGCUAAGGCGCUUGCUUCCCUGACUUGACUAGGAUUUACCCUCGUAAGGACCCUACAUUAAAAACAACAACCCUAGAAAACUAUGAGAACUUUUUAAUUUAGCAGAGAAAGAAGUGCAAAAUCCCUUCACUUGGUUCAAGCCAUACCCAUCUCUGGCUCACUUCAGUCACUUCCCACACACACAGGCUGCAUUCUUUAAAUAAGCUAACAGAUCAAUAUCUUCUUUCCUCCAGUUGUGGCAACAGAGGCCUGCUCUGGUCAAAAUUUGCAGCUUUUUAGGUACAUUGCAUUCGCAGGGAAUGCAGGGAGCCCAAUGGCUCACUCACAAUAAAAGCUUCCAAUGUGCGCUCGAGUCUAGUGGAUGAUGACUGGAAAACCUCCCUGCUGAAUCUCCUUAUCAAGGACCCAUUACGGAAAGUCUUUAGCCCUGCAGCAAUUUAUCUCCUGGCCAAUGCAAUGCAAUGCCCUUUUCCCACCCACUGACCAUCUCCUACCUCCUAGCGAUCUUUCUUUGUUCCUUCGCAGAAUGAAGCAAGUGCAUUUUCCACUUUGUACCUGAUGAGUAAAGCAGCUUGGAAUAUUUUAGAAAAGAGUUUGUUAAAAAAUAGCACCCUUUAUAAAUAAUGAAAUAUUAUAAAAAGAUGUGCCUGUAACCAUAUUUUCCUCAUUUUUAGGAUGAUGGUUACAGCCAAAAGAGUUAGCAA